UCUGUGUGGACAGACAGCCCAUGCAUUUUCGUGUUCAUUCUCAUGGCAUGUACCAAUCAGCUCGUCAGUCAAAAGCAAUAGAGCAAUCCAGUCGACACCCACCCGAACGAGCGAGCGAGUCACAGAGAGAGAGACCAACUAAAUGACUCUCUUGCACUGCAGAUCCUCACAAAUGCCCCUCUUAUCCACUGAAUGACAGCCCAGCCCUCUCUCUCACGCUGCCCUCUGCUGGUCAAUCGCCAUUCUGACGGCCUCUACAGUGGCGUUCAGCCAUCCAUCCAUCGUGGGGUCGUCGGGACACGUGACGGCGGCAAACACGCCGCUCCUUCUUGCCUCUUCAGCACUGGUCGGCCCGAUGCAGGCCGCAUACACCGAAGGUGAUGGUGACGGCGCAUCGCCGGCUGUUAAGUGUGUCCAUCCCUUGACAGCGCUGGGGCUCCCGAAGGUCACUACUCGUGCUGCGCGGGCCGCCUCGACCAUCGAGGACGGCAGCACAUGGGGGCCGUCCUGGUGGAUGCCGAGGGUGGUGUAGGUGUUUAGUCGGGUGACGUCAAAGCCACGGUCGGCUAGCCCGCUCUCCAGUGUUGCCUGAGCCAAUGCCGACGCGGGAUAGAGCACCCUGAACCAAUCAACGCCACACACACACGCAGGCAGAGAAACAGACAGGAAUGAGUGAGGGAGGGAGGGAGGCGUUGGUUGCUCUUCUCCCUGCUAUUAUCGUCCGGACCUGUUGUUGCCUUUGUGCGGCAGCUCCUGGGCCAAUGUCUGUGCAGUGGAGCGUGAAGGCGUGAAGGCCGGCUCCAUUCCCCCCUCCCGCAGCACCGCAGAGGUCCCCGCCCCAAUGGAUGCAAUCGACAGCUCCCUCCUUCCGGCCAUCUCCCGCACACCCUCCACCAGCACCUUGGCGCUCUCGGGCGACGUCACACACACCCAGUCGAAGAUCUCCUCCGUCAGCACCUGAGGCAGCCUCGGUCGGUCCCUGCCGACAGCCGUCUUGAUGCAUGGCAGCUCGACCGUCGGGAUGCCUCUCGCCUCGAGCAUCGCUCUCAGCUUGCCGUUCUUGCCCUCUUCUCGCGUGAGUGCCACUGGCGGGAAGGACCCUGGCACCCUGACGAGCGACUCAUCGGGAGAGGGAGAUGUCAUCGUCAUGGCGCGUGCUGACAGCGACGGGAGCGCACUGGACGAUGAGAGGAGGAGGGGCGCGUGGUGGGGACUGGGGGAGAGUCUUGAGUGGCAGAAUGCUGAGUGGAGGAGCGCCAAGCUGUCCAUGGGAAGCAUAUUGGUGAGCAGGGAGAUAAAGGGAAGCGCGUGGAGACCAUUGCUGCUUCGACAGGGCAUUUGGGGAAAGCCCCUCCGCACUUGCUCGACAGCUCGCAACCCUGGCCGGCGGGUGUGUGUCUGCCUCGUCCCCUGCUGUCGAUGUGACGGCGAGAGAUAGAUAGUGAAUCAGGUAGGUAAGUGUGAGCAGGUCCCGUACGUCGCCCAUCCAUCCAUCCAUCCAUCCAUGUCUUUAAAUUCCCCGAGCAAAGCAUCAUAGCGAUGCACGGCACGGCACGGCACCUGUCUGACUGUUUGUUCUCUGCAUGUGUGUGGCCCCGCGACACAAGCACACCACCACGCCCAUCCAUCGCCACCACCCACACCAAAACGUCCGUAUGCACGCGUGUAUGCAAUGCAGGCACGCUACGCUACCUUUGCGCCGCAUCCAUCCAUCCAUCCAUCCAGUCCAUUCCAUCACCUGCUUGCAAUCGCAAGACCCCGACCGACCCCAAUUGAGAAGGAAGGAAUGCAGAAAGCGCGAGGCGACCAGCAACGGCGUGGCGUGUCUGAGGGCAAGGCAGCCAGGCAGGCAGGCAGGCAGUCGAGACACCGGUGGUUAGUAGGCGACAAGGGGAGAGGGAGAAACACACGAACGAGGGAGGGAGGGACUGAGGGAGGGAGGGAGAGAGGCAGAGAAGCGCGUAUCAGACCGUGAGUGAGCAAGCAAGCCAGCAAACAAGGAUGGAUGGAUGAGAGUGAGAAGAACACCAG
This is a messenger RNA of Vitrella brassicaformis, 2031 nucleotides long. NCBI's taxonomy places the organism in Eukaryota, Vitrellaceae. The record is from the annotation of a GenBank genome assembly.